ACGAACUUUUUAAUUGUUCCUCGUUAACCGAUCUUAUCUUAAAAACAAGUGAAUGCAAAUUUACUGAUCUUAUUAUCUUUGCCUUUUUACUUUCCAAUGAGGUAUUUCAGAUAAAAACUACAGAAACCAGGCCAUCAUUUCUGGCCAUAUAUGUAUGGCGCAGCUCAAAACAAGUACAGUCUACUGAUAAUUAUACUUUUGUGAGUUUUGUCCCUUUGAGAAAGAUCAAUAUACAUUAUACAUGUUCCGCCGGCCGUGCUUGUAGUCUUACCUGCAGCUAUGAAAUUUGAGAUGCUUGGAAAAGCACGGCCGUAAUAUAACAGUGUUUGGUGACUAAAUCGUGGCUAAAAGUCAAAAGGCUUUGCGGAAUCAGCUAUAUUCUUUGCAAAGGAAUGACAAACUGUUCUAUCAGAGAGGGAUCCUUGUUUCUGGGGACAGCAGGCGAAGCAGGCAUGUUACGCUCAGCUACAAUGGCGACGUUUAGAACAAACUCACAAUCUGGGCAACACGAGAUCAUUCUUAGAGAUUUGAAAGACCUUUUUGAGAACUGGUAAACUAGCCUCACUGAAGUUAUCAUUUUGGUUUGGGGAUGGUGCAUUUGCAGCAGAGUUUUUCUAAGUGGAAACAUAGAUGACGUAACAACUUCCACAAACACAUUCAAUAUGGCUGGUUUUUAUUACCAUUUUAGAAGAGUUUUUCUCUUAUUUUUUCUGCUUUUUGAAAGUUCAUUUUCCCGUAUACACAAUAUUCAAUUAGAGAAUGAUCAGCGAGGACACGUGAAGAUUUCAACAUUUGGAAUUUUAAAAAAAGGACAAAUAUAUAUUAAUAUUAAGAAUUUAACUUUUAAGAAAAGUGAAGAUAAACAAAUGCGGCUUGGCUUGAGUAUUCAGAAGACUACAAGCAGUGGUAUGGCAACGUAUAUGGAAGGUCACACAGACAAGUGUUUGUUGGAGCCAUCAAAUAUUGAUAAAAAUAUUGCCAUUGAUCUCUUUAUAUUUAACUGGACUCAUCGUAAUGACAUGCUGGGCAGCAUUGAAGUAGUAAAAUGUGGCAACAUAUUUCCAGUCAUCAAAGCAUCGAAUGUGAAACAAAUCAAGAAUCCAAUCUCUCUGGGAUAUUGUACCAAAAGUGAAACAAUACCAUUGUUUGUGUAUGAACCUAAAUCCAGUGGCAAGAUCAGUAUCAAUGGCAGCUUUAUUCUGGAGGUACAAAACAGCACAGAAAAAGGUUUAUACAAUACGUUUUUUCAUAACUGUCAUGGUGGGAUUGGAAACUCAGUGGACAUGACGAUCACAGUUGUAGAGGAAAAUGAUGGUAACUAUUUGUCUGCUGGAGAUGCACCACUACCAAUGGUCUUUGGAUUUUUUGCUGUGGUCUUCUCCAUUUUAUCAUGCAUUUGGUUUUAUAUUCUUAGGCAAUAUUGGUCUGAAACAUUUAAAGUUCAUUAUUUAAUGUUUCUCUUGGUGUUAUUGAAGUCCUUGGAUGUUCUCUUAAAUGCUGUCAAUUAUUACUACAUUGGACGUGAUGGAACAAAGGCGGAAUCCUGGGCGGUUCUUCAUUAUAUUGCUCACUUAUUCAAAGGUGGUUUACUCUUUACAACAAUCAUUCUCUUGGGAACUGGAUAUUUCUUCAUCAAACAUGUUUUAUCUGGACGAGAUAAGAAAAUAUUUCUUAUUGUCAUUCCAUUACAGAUUUUUGACAACAUUGCAUUGAUUAUAAUGGAAUCAACAGAAGAAGCACAAGCUGAUUAUAUUACUUGGAAACAAAUAUUCCUUCUGGUUGAUCUGUUAUGCUGUGGAGCUGUGUUAUUUCCAGUUAUAUGGGCUAUCAGGCAUCUAAAAGAAGCAUCACAAACGGACGGAAAAGCUGCUGUGAAUUUGGCGAAAUUAAAGUUGUUUCGACAGUUUUACAUCAUGAUUGUUUGCUAUAUCUACUUCACGAGAAUUAUCGUUCAAAUAGUAAAGAUAACAGUUCCCUUCCAAUAUUUCUGGUUAGAUGAGUUUUUCUUGAAUUUAUCGAUGAUGGCCUUGUUUAUAAUGACUGGAUAUAAAUUCCGACCUGGUUCAGACAAUCCUUAUCUUCAUGUAUCUCAGGAUUCUGACGGGGAAGAAAUGGAGGAAGUGGUGACACAAACAGGACUGACAGAGAAUGUGACUCGUGUUCAGACUAACGGAGAUAGUGGUGCUGCUCAAAGAGUCAAAAUGUCUGCUGCUUGAAGUAUUUGAACCGAUUGUCCCAAUAAUCAACUUGCAAUAAAAUUAACCCCAACUGACUAGAAACACAACAAGCAGGCGUGGCGUGCAGUCUGGUAUGGAUGUCUGCACGAUUGUCAGGGUAGCAGAUGUUUUAAGAUGUAUAUUAUUAACAUUCUACAAGGAAAUCUGGAAAGGAUUUAUUUGUGUGGAUGAUGGGUGCAAAGCUUUACCCUGUUUGGACUAAAAUGAACCCGGACGUAUUUGCAUUUGAUUGUAUUAAAAUACUGUUCGCUUUAAUUGAAAACAAUACAAUUAAGUGUAACAACUAAUUUCGUAUCACACUAAAAUUAUGAAAAAUGCAAUCAGUAACGGUUUAAGAAUGUAACACAAGCGAGGUGUGACACUGGCUGGUCUUUCACCGUGUCUUAUUGACGCACUAGAACUAUCAAUUUUGACAGAUUGGUUUAGUUGAUGCACCUCUCAUCAGGUAAAAACAUGAUAUUAUGUAAUGUUCAUCGAUGUAUGUACGUACAAUGCAGAGCCCCGUUAUUUGGGAAUUAUGAUUAAAAGUUUUGGAACGAACCAUA
Dendronephthya gigantea is the source of this 2782-nucleotide messenger RNA. RefSeq names its product protein GPR107-like. Gene Ontology annotation, cellular component: Golgi apparatus; membrane. The record is from RefSeq and is a predicted model, not a curated record. Lineage: Eukaryota; Metazoa; Cnidaria; Anthozoa; Malacalcyonacea; Nephtheidae. The coding region runs from base 663 to 2216 and encodes 517 amino acids. Gene Ontology annotation, biological process: transport. The transcript is spliced from 23 exons.